AUUCAAACUGAUGGCACAUUUUGGAUCACCUGUCUGCCUACACAUUGUGGAUCACAUGUCUGCCUACACAUUGUGGAUCACAUGUCUGCCUACACAUUGCCUGAGUGGAGAAAACAUUUUAGUAUGCAUGUUCCAAUGCUUCAAUUUAUCUUUAAUGAUGACUUAGUAAUUUAAUGCUUUGAUACAUUCAAAAUAAGCAGUUUAACAAAUUGUGAGUAGCUUCUGUUCAACUGCUUAUUUUGAAGGGAAGCAGUCUGCAUAUCAAUCAGUUAGAAAGGCCUGCAUGUGAAAUGAGAACACUUUGAAAUGAUGUUUAGCAUUACCAUGAUUUAGUCUCACUCUUGCAGACUGUGGGUUUGAGAGGCAUGUCGGAGGGAGUAAUGUGGGAGAUGCACUUAUGAUUACAGGCUCAUUGUUGCUGUCAUUCCAGCUUCAAGUGGAAUGUUGAUGGGAAGGAUGCUUCUGUAAUCAGGUUCACAUACUCCUUUUGAUUCACUACAUUUUCUCCUAUCUCAGGUUCUGGCAGCCAUGAAGACCCUCUGCGUUGAGCUGGGAGGAUCUGCAGCCGUGGCCCCGUGUUCAGCGUGAGCUCCGCAGCGAUGCCUGCCCCCCCCGGGGAGGAAUGGUUCACUCCACUGCUGCUCCCCCCCCAGAGGCCGGGGACAUUACCAGUCUCUGCUGCCUGGUUACGGGGCUGCUGAAGCUCCCGGAGAGCACGUCGAUGGAGAACGUCUCCAUGGGCUCCCGCUCCCCCCCCGCCCCGCUCACACCCACAGCGGGAGCCCCGGAGAGCCUGCAGGGCGUGGGCCUCCCUCUGCAGGUGUUCUUCUGCCUGGUCAUGGCGGCCAUCCUGCUGCUGGCCCUGCUGGGGAACGUGGUGGUGUGCCUGAUGGUGUACCAGAGGUCGGCCAUGCGCUCUGCCAUCAACAUCCUGCUGGCCAGCUUGGCCUUCGCCGACAUGAUGCUGGCCAUCCUCAACAUGCCCUUCACUCUGGUUACCGUGGUGACCACCCAGUGGGUUUUCGGGGACGUUUUCUGUCGAGUGUCCGCCAUGCUCUUCUGGUUCUUUGUGAUGGAGGGCGUGGCUAUACUGCUUAUAAUAAGCAUAGACAGGUUUCUAAUUAUUGUCCAGAAGCAGGAUAAGCUGAGCCCUCAGAGAGCCAAGGUGCUCAUCGUGGUCACAUGGGGGCUCUCCUUCAUCGUCGCCUUCCCUCUGGCGGUCGGUUCCCCUCCCCUGCACGUCCCCCCCAGGGCCCCUCAGUGUGUGUUUGGCUACAGUGUGGAGCCUGGGUACCUCACCUACGUGCUGAUCCUGAUGCUGGUCUUCUUCUUCCUGCCUUUCAUGGUCAUGCUGUACACAUUCAUGGGGAUCCUGAACACCAUCCGCCACAACGCCAUCCGCAUCCACAGCAACCCGGACAGCAUCUGCCUGAGCCAGGCCAGCAAACUGGGCCUGCUGAGCCUGCAGAGGCCCUUCCAGAUGAACAUCGACAUAAGCUUCAAGACGCGUGCCUUCACCACCAUCCUCAUCCUCUUCUCUGUGUUCACUGUGUGCUGGGCCCCCUUCACUGCCUACAGUCUGGUAGCUACCUUCAGCGAUGGCUUCUACCACAAAGACAGCUUCUUUCAAAUCAGCACAUGGGUCCUGUGGUUGUGCUACCUUAAGUCAGCCCUCAACCCUCUUAUUUACUACUGGCGGAUCAAGAAGUUCCGUGACGCCUGCCUGGAUCUGAUGCCCAAGUACUUCAAGUUUCUUCCUCAGCUGCCAGGCAACACCAAGAGGAGGAUCCAGCCCAGCGCCGUGUACGUGUGCGGAGAGCAUCGUGCCGUGGUCUGAAGGAAACCAUCACACAUCUUUACACACUGUAGCGUGUUCUGUUUGGAGGUUCACUUCUCUUAGCAUGGGGCAGAAUGAUUGCUCUGUUUGUGAUCUGUGGAUACAGGGAGCAGACAGAAAAUGAAAAGCAAUCCAGGAGGAGUGUUUGUUUUAAGGGUUAUCAGAAACAUGACCCCUGUCCUCUGUGGUUUAUGAUAUAAAGAGUUUUUUUACUGGAAGAGGGCAGAGUUUUAUUUAAAAGAUUCUGAUACAUUUCUGAAGUUUCACCGCCGAAACAACAAUAUGUUCUUACCUGGAAGAAAGUAAAUAUACUAUUUUACACCUUUUUAUUUUUUUAUUUGAUCAGUGAAGCCAAACUCCUCAGAUUUGACAUAACUGUAAGGUUGGUAGAAAGCCAUAAUAUUAACUUUAAAUAAAAAUAUAUUAGGUUCAACUUAAUAUUAUUGCUUUCAACUAACCUAAUACAGUUAUGUGACAUUUGUUUACAUAAUACAUUUAAUUAAAGUCAACGGACACAUCUGUCUUUUAUUUGUUCACUGUAGACAAACAACCAUAUGUGUCAUAGUAGAGAUGGACACAUAGGGCCUGGUACCAAUUACAGAGACAUUAUUUGUAUUCAAUUCCUACAUGUUAUAUUCGGCCUUAACAAUCAUCACCAUGCACAAUUUUUGCCCAAAGAAUUGACAAAAUUAUUAUCAACUAUCCAAUUAACAAGAAUAAUGGACUGUUUAAAUAUUUGAUGGCAUCUUUUGAUACUUGUCGGGUUUUAAUACUUGGUUUUCCCGACACAUUGCCCUCGGCACAGAAUGUAUGUUGACGUACUGCCGGGCUGUGGAGCACAACGCAGCGCAGCUAAAGAGUUCUGCUGGACCCACUUCCUGUCGCUCUGAUGCUGCCUCACCAAACACAUUGGCCUCUGAGGGGAUACUAUGUCAUUCUGGGCCACAAAAGGAAUAUUUCAAGUGAAGUAGAGGACUGAAGGAAAAUAAUGAAACUCUUGGAUGCACUGAAUUGCACAUACUGUGUUAAAAUACAGAUGGUGAAUUUGUCUUUUAUGAUUGUUCUGAGAAGACAGGCGCUGCUGGGUUUGACUUGACCGCAAGUCUUUUCUUGUCACUUGAAUCACGACUCAUGGAGAGCACAGUGUGUG
Messenger RNA from Notothenia coriiceps (black rockcod), 2987 nucleotides. RefSeq names its product G protein-coupled receptor 63 (gene gpr63). Gene Ontology annotation, cellular component: membrane. The record is from RefSeq and is a predicted model, not a curated record. The transcript has a single exon. Gene Ontology annotation, biological process: G protein-coupled receptor signaling pathway. Gene Ontology annotation, molecular function: G protein-coupled receptor activity. Lineage: Eukaryota; Metazoa; Chordata; Actinopteri; Perciformes; Nototheniidae. The coding region runs from base 623 to 1837 and encodes 404 amino acids.